Messenger RNA from Alternaria metachromatica, 4068 nucleotides. RefSeq lists its product as uncharacterized. The record is from RefSeq and is a predicted model, not a curated record. Gene Ontology annotation, molecular function: histone methyltransferase activity; protein binding. Bases 1 to 4068 code for a protein of 1355 amino acids. Gene Ontology annotation, biological process: chromatin remodeling. Lineage: Eukaryota; Fungi; Ascomycota; Dothideomycetes; Pleosporales; Pleosporaceae. The transcript has 4 exons.
AUGAAACCUGACGGGUCUCUGGAUGCUCCCUUCACUCUGGAUGACGACCCGCCUAGUUAUGUUCCUGCGCCUACAGUGCGACGGCGCCAUCGCCAAACGCUUGACCAAGAUGGGCUUGAGGAGAUCUCCGACGCGCAGCAAGCUGCAGCUGCAUGGAAGGAAGUCGCCGCACGGAGACAAACGAAACAAAGACACGGGAAAAACAUGAGCAAUGAUACGUCUGGAGGAGAUAGUAGUACGAAGGACAGCAAUCUCACAAACAAACCGCGAGACCGGACGUCGUCAUCCACGAAGUCUGUUGAGAUUGUUGAUCUUUCCAUCGAUGAAGACGAACCGCCAGUAUCCGGACAAGCAACACAAUCAGGCGCAAGUACUAGAGUGAAUCAGCGCCCAAUUCAGGGACCACAGGGAUUCGUUCCUUUGCCUAGUACGCGUCACGAAGCUGUGCUUCCUGAGCGAGCUAAGCCUGCUGAGUCUCCUAAGAGAACGAGUCGGAUAUUCUCUCUCCCCAUGGAAUCUCUAGCAACUCCGACGUAUAACUCACAUCAUGCACCUCUAUCAUCGGUCGCACGAACAGCGGGGCCAUUUUCGGGACCUUCAGAGCCAUCGACAACGCCGACUCAUCACUCACGCUUUGUGCCCAGCUCAUCAGUGGUGCAAGCUACAGAACCAAGUGCGGAGCUUUCAAGGGGACCUUCAGCAAACCCAGUCUAUCAACCACGCUUCCUGCCUCGACCAUCGGUCACACAAGGAGCGGGACCAAGUGCGGGAGUCUCCAAGGUCACGCCGCUGAACCGCUCGCCGUCAGCCGCACCAACACCAAGUACAGAGCCGAGCGUUACCACUCAAGCGAUCCUGGGACAUGAGAAUCUUUCCCCUCAGCCUACGUACCGUGCGACGUCGGCCCUCGGACCCUCAACCGACCGCACCGCACCCGACUUGGACCAUGCCGUGGAUCCAUCGGCUCAGCCAACCAGUAAUGUCUCCGAGACUCCACCUGAACAAGCCUCUUCAAGUCGCGGAGAUACAAUUCCGGAGUCGGACGACGCAACACCGGAUGAUGAUAGCGGCAGCAUGACUAUCCCUUUGCCUAACAAGUCGCCCGAGUCAAGCCUUUCAGCAAUACAAAGACUGCCGCAGAAACAGAAAGCCAUCAAGUCAGUAAGACGAAGAGAUGAUGGGUUCUCGGGUUCACAGCUGCCUGUCAGACCACCGCGUCAGUCUGCGACUGAUCAUCGGGAUGUAACAAACUUAUCCUUCAAGCCUCUCGACCUGGGCUCGAGUAAGUCGAGGUCCGGGUCGCUUGUGGUAACACGUCGUAGCCAAAGCAAAACUCCAACGAUAGAUACUAGUAUCAUUGCUGAUAGCGCGCCUGCGCAGGCGGAGGAAGAAUCCGUCAGGGAUGCCAGUCCUGUGGAACGAAGCACAACGCCGACACAAUCGCCGCCACCGCCACCUCACGAUGAGGCAGGCGAACCUGCACCGGGGCGUGCCAUUAGCUCGACACCUCUACUGUCCCGUUCUGCCACCCCUACUGCCCUGCGUCCUGUCGAAGCAUCAGCAGAGCCGACCCGGCCCUCUGAAGCGCCAUUACCAGUCCCCGAAAUUAUGAUCCCAGAUGUACCAGCUCCGGCAACAGUCGUCAGUACUCAUCCAACCAUCCAACCCGAACACCUUCGGGUGCCUGUCGAGAACGAUGGUGGUAGAACAAGCAACAAGCCCCCACUGCAAGCAGAUGUGCUCGUCACUACACGCUCAGCUGUAGAAGCGUGUUUGAAACGUCAUGUGGCGGAACGACAUGGAUUACAUGCAUACCUGAUGGAGACGAAGAUGCGAAAUCAGAGAACAUUUCAAGAACAAGACCUACGCGCCCGGUCCCGUAAGCAGAAGCGUCCACAACAGCCAAUCCUACCCGAAAAGUACAUUCAGAAGACUUCCCCCUUUGAGAACAUGCGUGCUAUACAAGUGCCGUUCGACAGAGCCAACGCCAAGCGCCUCGUGGAUAUGAGUCAGGAAACAUUCAUCAAGGCCAAACCCAAGGACACAGUGGUCAAGUCAGGCUUAGCCGUGCCCACUACAAAGUACAAGAGUGAUGCGCCGAAAAUUCCUCCUUUCAAAGAGUAUGUCAGUCUGAGGAACAACGUUCUUAAAGACAAUGAGUCAAAAUUACUCGCAACACCCUAUUUCCAGGACGAAGACUAUCGUGGUCGCGAGGUUCUGCUGGAUACGCUUCCUUAUAUGUACGAGAUGACGCAUGACGAGAAGGGGCCGCUAGACUUCCGCAAGGAACAGUGCCGGUUCUACGAUAAGGCCAUCGAAGCAUUUCUGUCUGAGAUAGGCAUCACAUGGAACGAUAUCCUGUUUUGGUUACUGGCCCCGGAUCAAGACAUUAUACGAAUCAACGACUCUUUGAAUGGAAGCAAGCAGUUCGAAACACAGCUCCUCGAAAGAUCGCGAUAUCACAUUGAGGAGUUUGAGAGAGACGGUGAACCGAAGAAGGCUGUUCUGUUUGACCGGAACAACAAAAAGUGGGAAGAGUUUGUCGCACAGCUUGAAGAGCCGAUUCCGAGUGCUCUGAGACUUGCGGCAACAGCUUCUGCAGCGGUAUUCAAAGAAUGUGAAUUCAGCAUCUGGUACUUAGCUCAACAGUCCAAAGCUGUACAGAGUCUCAUACAGAAGAAGUCUGCACAUCAACAGUCUUCCAAGCACUCAACGUACAAAAAGAUCAUGUGCAGAGUGUGCCAUCAACACGAUUGCCUUCUUCAUGGCGAGAUCAGACAAGUACCUGAGGAUUCCUGGAAGACGGACUCGGAAGACGAAGAACGAGCUACACAGGCGACUGAUGAUACCAGUCGUCGAGGCUCCAACAACAAAACUUCGCGCCGGGUGUCGAACUUUAGCAGAGACGACACCGACGAUGAGAACGAACCGGGCGAUCCCUUGCCCGCACACUUCGACUCCGACUCCGACAUUGAGAAGAGGGGUGUUCCUCGGAAAACAUUGCUCGGUCAUUCGGAAGUGCAUGGCUUUGGACUCUAUAUGGGCGAGGACAUCAAGAGUGGCGAGUAUAUUGGUGAAUAUACUGGCGAGGCCAUCUCGGUUAAGGAAGGCGACCGCCGAGUGACGAUAUACGACUACCAGAAGACGAUGUAUCUGUUCCGUCUAAACUCGAAGCAGGAAGUUGAUGCGACAUACAUGGGUAACAAACUACGCUUCAUCAACAAUGCCGACGACAAGUACACGAACUGCGGCCCCAAGAACUUGCUGUGCAACACAGUCUUUCGCAUCGCGCUCUUCGCCACCAGAGACAUCAAGGCAGGCACCGAACUGUUCUUCAACUACAACUAUCCCAAGGAGAAAACAGAGCAAUUCAAACAGCCGAAUGCCAAGAUCGUCGCGGUCAAACAGACCAAGCAAAAGACGAAGAAAAGGGAGUCACUCACCAGUCUGAGCCAGCCCAUCGAGGACCGCUCACGUAUCCUUGCCGCCACAGCAAAAGCCAGAGAGGCAAAAGCAGCGAAGCGGAAAGAGGCCAUGCUGCAAGAAGGCGGCGUGGAGCCAGCCACAAGAAGGCGCUCUGGAACACUUCAAGCACGAAAGGCAGCUACGAGCAAACCCGGACGCAAGGCAGUGCGAAAGUCCAAGCGCGGAGGGCUCAAUAGGAACGAGUCCACAGGUUCAGAUACGGGUAUGGAUGUAGAGGCAAGCGACCCCGAAAUCCCCGAAAUCCCCCCUGUCAUUGAGUCGCAGAGCACUCAGACUAGUCUGUACGUCCAGGACACGGAGGCGGAAGACGACGAGUUCAUCUUGCCGGAUACCCAAGAAGACGAAGAGCAAGAUGUGGCUGAGCCGGCCUCUGAGGAUGAUGAACCGCCCGGUCGAUCUACGAGGUCUCGUCGUGGGCCGGGUCGACCGCGUAGGAGGGCGUCGGAUGUGGCGCCGGUGGUUGCGGUCAAGCAGGCGGUUAAGCAGGCGGUCAAGCAGAAGAAGUCGAAGAUGGGUGGUGCACGACCAGGUGCUGGCAGGAAGAGGAAACGGCCCGUUAUUGCUAACAGCGAUGAUGAGUGA